CCCGUAUCUCUGUGCUCUCCCGAAAGUCUUAAAAUAUCAAGCUUGAAUGGCGGACGCCAUUGAUUUCUCAAAAACACAGCGUAUAGUUCUUCUCGUAGACCUCAACCCAUUUCUAUUCCAAUUUCCUAACCCUAAUUACAUCACCUCCAUUAUUGCUACCUCCAAUAUUCUUUUAUCUUUCCCCCCUCUUUCAUCUUCUCUUUUCUCCUUCAAGCUCUUCUUCUCUUCUCUCUCCUCUCUCGAUUCCGUCUCUACGCUCCGCCAUCUACUUCCCAGUUAUUCUUCUGCUUCUGUAUCCUUCAAUUCUCCUUCGCAAACCCUAGAUUCUCUCUCCCACACCCUUAAUUCCAUCUCUUCUACCAAAUUGACGUAUUCCCUUUCAAAUGCUUCACAUAUAGCCAGCUCUUUGCUUCAGCUCGCUCGCGACUAUGGCUGGGAGUUCGAUAUUGAGAAUAUUCCAGGUAAAAUUCACUCUGAUCCCAUCGAUGUCCGCUCAAAUUUGGUUAUUUUGUUGUCGCCAGUUUGUAGAUCGUUGAAAUCCUUAGCUGAGUUUGUGUCUGUUGAUGUCGAUAAUGAUUGCUUGAUGAAUUUAGAUGUUUAUGGUGCUAAGUUUCGUGAUUGUUUUGGUGCUGUUAAUGAUGCAUUUAAUAAUAAGGACAUACAUUUCUGUUGGGUUGACAUUCAUAGCCACGAAGAAGAAGAAGCCGGAAACAAUAAAUCCGAGCAGCAAUCUGCUAUUAUUGGAAAUGAAAUUAGGAAAUUUGGUUGGGGAUUUUGCUCAGCUGAUUCCAUUGUUCUAGGUUCUGCCCUUGUUUCAUUCGGGUUGAUAUAUCCAGUUAUUGGGAUCUCAUCUAAGUUGCUAGAUUCUCCUAAAUUAGAUAAAAGGAUCCGUGGACAGUUAAGUCUCGAGAUUUUGGAUGUCCAUGGUAAGCCCAUAGAGUGGAAAUGCUGUGAUCUUAAUUUGCUGCAUCUAAAGGCACCAUCAAAGCCUAGCUCAAAAGACGAAGUUGUCAACUCUGUGAGCACAUUCUUGGGUAAUUUAAAGAAUGGAAUUAUGAAGUUGCACGUCACAGCUGUUCACAAGUACACCAUGUGUGAAAAAAUUGAAGAAUUUUCAUCAGAUCAUUUCUUAGUUCAAUCCGCAAAAUCUGCCAAAAAGGAGAAAGAUGGUUUAGACAUUUUUUUGGCUGAUAAGGUUCUUGGACAAUUAGCCAGUGAAAAAUCUGAGUUUUUUGAGAAGCAUUCGGUUCCAACAUGGCAGAUUUUACUUAGUUUUCUUUAUAUGAAGGGUUAUUGGGCUUUGUUAUCCAUAUCAAAUAACAAUGGGGAUUCUCACACAGGGAUUCUCAAACCCUUCACAGCUCAUUCCGCUGUCCUCUUGUUCUUAGAUCAUAACAAUGCUCCUGUUCAAAAAGAUGGUGGAUCAAACCUGUUGAUAGAGAAUAAACUUUCUCAAGGUGACAUUGCUUCUCAAAAAGGUACUCCUCAAGGUGACUUUGAUUCUCAAAAGGGUACUUCCUCAUCUGGAAAAUAUGUUCAUUUAGCUGGUGGAAAGAGGAGAAAGAUUAAAAAACACACACAUCGGGACCUUACAUGGAGUGCAUUCUGCAAGGCUGCAUAUGAGUUUUUAGAUGUGGACUUAACAGAGGUUUAUUUUGCCAAUGGCUUGAAAAAGUCAAAGAAGUUGAAGUUUCUGAAAUGCUGGAUGACAGAAGUGAAAAACAAGAGCUUAUCUUCCAAUAACAUACCAGAUAGAUCAUGCAAAAUGGGUCCAGAUUCAAUUCAGCAAAAAGAAACAGAUGUAAAUGAAGAUAUUUCUGCAAGCCAUCAAGAAAGCGAUGGGCCUCUUACACUGGCUAUUAGUUCUCAACAGUCAAGAAUCCAGGGGGAUGCUGAUUUUGAAUCUUGUUCAGAAACUCCAGAUGCUUUUUUCAGUAGUUUGCCUAUGAGAAUUCAACAGGGGCUUGAAUCUGAUGGUGUGGACUUGAAGAUAAUGGCAGAGAGUUUUGUAAACUCGUCCAUUUAUUGGUUAUCUCAAAAGCACAAAAAGAUGGAAAAUCCUGAUGAAUCUUGUUCUACUCAAGUUGCUGAAAUCAUACAGUUACUACUAACAGAGCCCAAAGAUUUGAAGGAACAUAAAGAUAAUGAUCCAAGUUCUACCUCAAAAUACCUAGUCAAAGAAUACGAAUUACAAAUUUUGCUCCGGAUGGAGAUACUUCAGUCCGAAUAUGCAGGGAGUAUGAAGGGGAGUUUGAAGACGAAGCUUGUGAAACAGAUUUGUUCCCUAUUGGAGAUCUUCCAAUACCUUGUGGAAGGAGGCUUUCAUGGUGAUAUCAGUCUUUAUGCGUACGUCGAGAAAACCAUAAAAACAAGGUAUUCACAGAAUCUGGAAGACGUGGUGAAGAAGAUCUACGAUGAAAUGGACCUGUUACCAUUUGGUGAAGAAAACGAAGAUCAGGGUAUGAUGUUGAACAGCGAGGAUAGCAGUCACGAGAUGGCUGCUGCUAACAAGAUGAUGAUUCACGAUUCGUUAUUUUUAGAAGACGAACCAUCGCAUCCUCCGCUUGACGACUUCGAUUUAGGAGAGACAGAAAAGGAUGACGAACAAAAGUUAAUUGAGGCUCGUGAGAGGAGAGAGAGGGCUAAAAGGUUCGUAUUCACAGGCCGAAUGCCCGAUUUGCAGAGGGUUUGGGCUCCGAAGCCAUUACAAACAACCAAGGUUAGACCCGUAUCUAAUAAAGAAUCCAAAAGGAAGAAACAACGGAGGGCUGGUUAUAGCGUGGUUUGUGAGACUCCGAUGAUAGGCGGCGGAGGAGACAAGAAAGAUGAACGGGGUGGUGGUUCUAAUUCUGUUUACAAAGCUUUGUUUCAAGAUGACAUGUGAAUAUUGAAUGAGAUCCAAUCAUUACUAAUCAAACCAAUGAUGAUGCUUAAGUUUGUGUUUAUUAACUUCACUUGAUUUUUCUUUGUAAAGUCUGGACUUAUGAAUUAAUUAAGUUAUAUACCUUGGCAAAGGCUAAGUAC
Molecule: messenger RNA, 3024 nt
Organism: Lactuca saligna
Lineage: Eukaryota; Viridiplantae; Streptophyta; Magnoliopsida; Asterales; Asteraceae
Source: the annotation of a GenBank genome assembly